GCCGGUUGUGCCAAUCACAUGUUUACUGUCAAGUUGUCGCGUCCCGUCGCUUGUAGGAUCGUUGCUGGUCAGCGCGCGGCUGUGGAGGCGAGACGUCCCGAACCAGAAGACCCUGCACCGAAGAAUGUGGAUAAACCUGUUGUAAGACAGCACAAACUUUAGUCCCAGAGUCAAAGGAUGGAAGUGCAAGACCAAGAGUCUCUGGCGAGAUGGGAUGGACUGGGGAGCCGCGAUGCCAGCUCCAGAAAUGAGGCCAUGGAGAACAUCUGCCAGGAGGUCAUGAGGAGAGUGGAGGCUAUCGGGCCCAUACCGGCGCCGGCCCCCUCGCCCCCGGCCUCAGUAAGCCCCCCGAACAGUGAUCUGAAUGACAUCCUCGCUCAUCUGCUCAUGCUCGCCAGCCGGUGUCCCUUUGAAGAUGUCAAGGAGCGAUCCAUCCGGCUUCUGCAGGCGGUCCAGGACUUGGGAGUAAGGAUCCCGAGACCCUUGGGUAACGGACCAAGCAGAUUUAUCCCUGAAAAAGAGAUUCUUCAAGUCAGUAAAGUGGACGCCAGAACACAGUCGAUAUUUGAGGAUGCGUUCGCAGCCCUCCGGCGCCUGGACAACAUUUCCCUGGUGAUGGGCUUCCACCCGCAGUACCUGGAGAGUUUCCUCCGGACACAGCACUACCUGCUGCAGAUGGACGGACCCCUAUCUUUGCACUACCGACACUACAUCGGGAUCAUGGCGGCAGCUAGACACCAGUGUUCCUACCUGGUCAACCUGCAUGUGAACGACUUCCUCCAGGUCGGGGGGGAUCUGAAGUGGCUGAACGGCCUGGACGAAGCGCCGCAGAAACUGCAGCAGCUCGGGGAGCUCAACAAAAUCCUGGCCCACCGACCCUGGCUCCUCACUAAGGAACACAUCGAGCGCCUUCUGAAGGCCGAGGAGCACAGCUGGUCCCUCGCCGAGCUCAUCCACGCCGUGGUCCUCCUCACACACUACCACUCCCUCGCCUCGUUCACGUUCGGCUGCGGCAUCAUGCCCGAGAUCCACUGCGACGGCGGACACACCUUCAGACCCCCCUCCCUCAGCCAGUAUUGCGUGUGUGACAUUGCCAACGGCAACGGUCAUGCUAAUCACCACGACGACCUGUUCGGAAACCAGGAGGUGUGUGGUGAGGUGGAGGUGCUGAUGGAGCGCAUGAAGCAGCUGCAGGAGUGCCGCGACGACGAGGAGGCCAGCCAGGAGGAAAUGGCGACUCGCUUCGAAAGGGAGAAGACGGAGAGCAUGCUGGUGGUCACGGCGGAGGACGAGGAGGGCGUCCCCUCGAGGGACAUCUCCCGACACUUUGAGGACCCCAGUUAUGGCUACAAGGACUUCUCCAGGAGGGGGGAGCACGUGCCCACGUUAAGAGUCCAGGAUUACAGCUGGGAGGAUCACGGCUUCUCUCUGGUCAACCGCCUGUAUCCCGAUGUCGGUCAGAUGCUGGAUGAGAAGUUCCAGAUGGCCUACAACCUGACCUACAACACCAUGGCAACGCACAAGGAUGUGGACACCAGCAUGCUGCGCAGGGCUAUCUGGAACUACAUUCACUGCAUGUUUGGCAUCAGGUAUGACGACUAUGAUUACGGAGAGAUAAACCAGCUCCUGGACCGUAGCUUUAAGAUCUAUAUCAAGACCAUGGUGUGUAGUCCUGAGAAGACCACCAAACGAAUGUAUGAGAGUUUCUGGAGGCAGUUUCAGCACUCCGAGAAGGUCCAUGUUAAUCUGCUUCUUAUGGAAGCGCGAAUGCAAGCAGAACUGUUAUACGCUCUGAGAGCGAUCACCCGCUACAUGACAUGAAGUGCUUUUUGGUGUUUUUAUCGUUGUCUUUUUACUGUCGUCGUCGUUGCUCGUUAUGGGACACAUCAAGAAGAAGAAAAAGAAAGUAAAUCAAAGGGGGUAGAGUUAAAAAAAAAAUAUGGAAGAGAGACCUGGGUUGUGACGGUGCUUGUUGGAUGGAUGUAGAGAAGAGGAUCAGAACAAAUGGGAAGCAAGAAGAAAAGGAAGAGAGAAAUAAAGAAACUGCUGAAGAAAGGUCAUCUCAAACUACAAGUGGAGUCACAAACUCUCAAGUUUGUGUUGCCUGCAGUGCCAAAUGUGACCGAGAGAGGUCAGCCUGGAGCAAACUCCUGCUCAGCUGGGGAGUUUGUGCCGGGCUGGUGCACUGACACCGGAGGGCAUCCAUGACGACUUCUCAGUAUUCCAGCAUUGCAACAGCAUUGGUUUCCAAUGUCCUCUGUCUGCUGGUAGAGUGAAGACCCUUAGAAAACCCCCCCCCCCCCCCCCGCCCCAGAAAGCUGUGCAGCCUCAGACGUCUGCACUUUGAACCGGUUGUCACCAUUUAUGUCUGUUUAGUUUCUUGACUUAUCUUUUUUUAAAUUUUAUUUUGUAUUAGGAGAAGUGGAUGUUGUGUCGAUGUGGUUGCUGUUAGUGGAGAUGGAAUCAUUAACUUUGGACGAUUGUGUUUUUUGUUGUUGUUGUUGUUUUUUUUUUACGUGUGCCUGAACUAUCCAGCACAGUGUGCAUACGUGCUGAUGCUGCUGCUCCCGUGUUGUAUUCAGUGGGGUCAUAUUGAUCCCCAAAUCAUACCCCCCACCCUAUUAUAUCCCCUAUCCAUUGGAAAUCAACUGCAUUACCCCCUCCUUUCCCUUACCCCCAAAUCUCAAAUGUCAAUGUAAGCUAAUCUAAGGAUUGUGUGAAACCCACAGAGGUGUGUGUGGAGAGGAACUCAAAAAACACUGAGCCCUUUUUGAGUUUGACUGUACACGUGUGGAUGAGUUCUGUGUUUUUCGUGAUGAAGGUGUGGAUGUUGUGUGCGUGCGCGUUUCACACAAGUGACGGAGAAAGAAAAAAAAAAAGUGCGUCUUUGAAUUUCAUGUCAAAAAAAAGAAAAACGACAAGAAAAAUUAAGCGAGGCACUUUGAAGGAAAGUCUUCUUGCUUCUGCUGUAGCUCUGUUAUUGUGAGAUAACUGUUUAUCAUUUGUUGAUGAUGAUGAUGUCUUUAUUUUUCUGGUAAUGGGAAAAGGAGAAGAAAAAAAAAAAGAAAGUUAGAAGCCAGGUUUUCCAGGAGGGGAUUUGCUUCCGGUUGCCCUAACCACACCUUAUCUGUCUUCCGCUUAUCCCAGCUGCCUGGUGGCCCCUAACACUUUCGAAGCUUUUGGAUUGUGAAUUUUACCAGUGAAUGAAUACCUCUUCUUUUUUUUUUCACUAUGAAACAUGAGAAGUGCUCUUUGUUGAGCAGAGACUCUUUUCCGGGCCGCUGUGUUCCCCAUUGCUCGGGGACUCGGCUCGCCCACAUAAGGCCGACUGCGGUCGAUAGCUGUCGAACGCAUGAGGUUGUAGCUGUGCUUAUUUCCCUGCUGGGGGAAAUCUAACAAGUGCAAAAGCAGCUUUUUUUUGUUUUAUUUUUUUUUGAACAGAGGCGUAAAAACCUCUACUGUUUUGUUUUUGUUUACUAAAACCAGUAAAGUACUGCAUUCUCCUGAGGUUGUGUUGAGAGAAUCAGACAGAUGAAUGAGUGAUAUCUAGAUGAUGAGGAGGAGGAGGUGAUGAUGAUGAUAAAAGAAUGGUACAUUUGGAAGUGGUUUGAGAGGAGGUGGAGGUUUUUUUCAGACUUCUGACCGAUGUCAGUUACUGACACUUUUUUAUAUGAAACUAUAUGAAAAAGAUGGAAAAAAAAGAAUAAAAGUAUGAUAUUGAA
Molecule: messenger RNA, 3722 nt
Organism: Scophthalmus maximus (turbot)
Lineage: Eukaryota; Metazoa; Chordata; Actinopteri; Pleuronectiformes; Scophthalmidae
Gene: sesn1
Product: sestrin 1
Exons: 10
Coding region: 178-1821 (547 amino acids)
Biological process (GO): cellular response to leucine starvation; cellular response to L-leucine; positive regulation of macroautophagy
Cellular component (GO): nucleus
Molecular function (GO): oxidoreductase activity, acting on peroxide as acceptor; L-leucine binding
Source: RefSeq, a predicted model, not a curated record